Metschnikowia bicuspidata var. bicuspidata NRRL YB-4993 is the source of this 192-nucleotide messenger RNA. RefSeq lists its product as uncharacterized. The record is from RefSeq and is a predicted model, not a curated record. The transcript has a single exon. NCBI's taxonomy places the organism in Eukaryota, Fungi, Ascomycota, Pichiomycetes, Serinales, Metschnikowiaceae. The annotation marks the transcript as partial.
AAAGGUCAAAUUUUCGGUGGGCUAGACGUUGAAUCUAUUAGUAUUCUUGAGCAAAACAUCACAUUUGAUUUCGAAAAGGGCUAUGUCCUUAUGAGGAAUUUGAUCAAGUACGUCACGAUUACUAUUGUGUGCGACCCGAAAGACACCCCAAUUUUCAGACAUUGUCCGUCCUGGGAUAUUGGAGCUCAUUAA